AUGUUUAUAAAACUGAUACACCCGAAACACACGACAUGGACUUGGCGGCCAAAACUGAAAGCAGCAAUAGCAAACUCCCCACGCGGCAUCAACAAACGUUCCGUUGAGCUUCUCAACCUCGUUUCAAUGGAUAGCGUAUGGGAAGACAGGGAGACCAUCCCCGCCUCCUCGCGGGUAUCGCGCCUGUGGGACGGAGUCGCCUUCCCGCAUCUCUUGGCUUUCCUGAAGAUCGCGUAUGGUGUAACACCUACACUCGCGCUGGCUGGCGGAGUUCGACAACUUGCGACUUCGCUCGGGCUGCACGCGCUCGACGCCGCGCUGGCGGAGCAGCCUGAACACUCGCAACGGGUCGAUGAUACUAUGUUCUGCAGGGAACUUUGUCUCGACACGGCAAGGAGCUCGUUGGUGUUGUUGGCUUCGAUGCUGGAGCUACGCGCGAGGGGGAUCAUGCUUAAGGUAGUCCACUGGGUGUCUCAGAUUAUCGUGAGGGCGUCAUCUGAUACAUCAUUGGACGUGGAUACAUGCGAUAAUCGCCAGUUUAGCGUUGGUGUGCGCACAGUGUCUGGGAACGCAACUCCCACCGGCGCGCACUCGACCAGGGGGAGCAAUAUGAGCAGCACACCACGCACCGGCGAGAUCUUGCCUGCCAAAUCUCGAGGCAGCUACGAAGCAGACGACCCCCAACAGGGCAUCCACAGACUUCCUGUCGAGCUCCUCGACCUCGUCCUGCAAUGUCUAUGGGAGGACAAGCCCGCCAUCAUCGCCUGCUCCCAGGUAUCGCGUCUCUGGAACGAAGUCGCCCAACCGCACCUCUUCGCCUUCCUCAAGAUCGCCUCCAGGUCUGACUUUGUCGAAUUCCCCGCAUCUCUGUGGCAUGCGCACCCCGCCAUCGCGCGACACGUCCGCAAGCUCGAGCUCAAGAACGCACAAAGACGAAUCUCUUGGACGGACCACUUCGCGCCCCUAGCAGACUUCCCUGAGAUCGACCGUGCCCAGCUCUGCGCCCUCGUCGCGCCACUCCUCCACCUGCAGGAGCUGCAUCUCUACGAACUCUGCCUGCUCGACUCGCCUGGCCCGGCCCCCGACGCCCGGGACGACCUCCCCCACCGCACGCUCGAGAAACUCACCCUCUCCCGCUGCCGCGCGCGCGCCCCAGGCAGCCACACGCCGCUCGCGACCCUCCUCAACCUCGUCUCCGUCUUCGCCUCCGUCGGCACGCUCGAACUAAUCUCGAUGCAUCUCUCCGACUUCCUGCCCGCACGCCUCAUCCGCCCCGCGCGCGUGGGCGCGCUCGUCACGAGGGACGCGGGCCUCUCGCCCGGGUCCGAAGACGAGCUCUUCGAGGCGCUGCGCGAGUCGCUCGUGCCCGGAUGUCUCCGCGCGCUGCAGCUGGGGUCGCUGGGCCACGCGGCGGCGCGCGAUGUGGGUACGGUGCGCAAGUUUGGCCAGUUGGUGGGGAGCGCGGCGCGCGAUGCGCUGCAUAUCCAUCUCCCUUUCUUUUUGACUAUCGCCGUCAAGCCCCGAGAAGAUGAUCCAGAGUACUGGCGCACGCUCAACCUCCAAACAUGCACCUCCCUCCAAACCCUCGGGCUCGAUCUCUCCAUCCCUCCCGCAGAAUCAACGCACACCCCGCGCGUCCCGCUCGCCCGCGUCUGCAUCGCGCUCCUCGCGAACAUGCCCUCGACCGUCCGCAUGCUCGUGCUCAAGCUCUGGGGGCUCGACGCCGCAAACUGGCAGGUGCAGCUCGCGAACACGGACAGGCUCGGGCUGCGUGCGCUGGACGACGCGCUGGCCGGGGGGAGGCACGAUCACUUGGAGAGGGUCGAGGUGAUGCUGGACGCGCGGCAUUGUGCGUGGCGGGAGGAGUGCGAGGUGGGGCUCGGGGAGGCGAUGCCGAGGUUGCGUGCGAGGGGGGUGCUUGCGGUCGUUGACUGGGUACCGUAG
Trametes versicolor FP-101664 SS1 is the source of this 1944-nucleotide messenger RNA. RefSeq lists its product as uncharacterized. Gene Ontology annotation, molecular function: protein binding. NCBI's taxonomy places the organism in Eukaryota, Fungi, Basidiomycota, Agaricomycetes, Polyporales, Polyporaceae. The record is from RefSeq and is a predicted model, not a curated record. The coding region runs from base 1 to 1944 and encodes 647 amino acids. The transcript has 3 exons.